Messenger RNA from Rotaria sp. Silwood2, 2952 nucleotides. Lineage: Eukaryota; Metazoa; Rotifera; Eurotatoria; Philodinida; Philodinidae. The record is from the annotation of a GenBank genome assembly.
AUGUGGCCAUCACAGGGUACCAAUGAUUACACUACCAAUGAACGAUCAGCACCGAUUAAUAUGCCAAAUCGGCAAUCGGAUCUAACAUCAGGCUAUGCUGAUCCUCAUGGCGUUGUUUUUUCACCAAAAUCAACUGAUCCAGCUAAUCUGGGGAUUAAUAUGUGUAUUAAUAUAUUAGAAGGAGAUAAUUCACCACGUGUAAAAGAUUCGGCUAUUAAAGAUGUUACUCAACAUAUGCAAAAUAUGAAGAUUUAUACUGACAGUGAUAAUAAUAAAAAAGCUGUUGAUAAUUCAACUGUUUAUGAUGUUAAAUCUGAUGAUAAAACAAGUGAAACAGAAUCAAAUCGUAAACAAACACCACGUUCAUCACCAGGACAUGUUAAUAAUGAUUUAACAAAUAGUACUAAUAAUGAAAAUCUUCCAUCAACAAAUCCGAUUGGUGCUGGUGAUGAUACAAAUGAUGGUUUAAUAACACCAUCACAUUUAAUAAUGAAUGGCGCGCCUACAGCAUCAGUGCCUAUACCUUUUCAACGGAUGCAAGCUAAUAGUCAGCAACAGAUGCUGCUUUAUCCGCAACAACAAGCUUAUCCACCUCAAUAUCAUAUUGUUUCUCAACAACAACAACAAGCAGCUCAUUAUGAUAUGAAUCAACCAACAACAAAUUUUCAAACAUUUGAUUAUACAUUAAUUCAACCUCAAUCAUUUGAAAGUCAAUCAAUAAUGACAGCAUUCAAUCCACAAGCAAAUGGAACGAAUCAACAAGAUCCUCAAUUAGCAAAUUUAGCUCAAACACCACUUAUGUCAUGGUUAUCAAAUACAAUGGCUGCUCAACAACAAACAGCUAAUCAACAAUCACCAUAUGCAUCAUCAAAUCAAUAUAUUAUAAAUAGUAAUCAAGAUAAUUAUUUACAACAAUUACAAAAUUAUCAUCAAUCACCAGCAACACUUCCAUCAUUACUGGGUCAACCACAAUAUUGGUCAGCAUUACCAACAGCUCUUGUUUUUCCAGCACCACCACCACAAGCCAUGUUAGCGCAACAACAAACAACAACUAAUGAACAACAAUCACCACAAUCGAAAGCAAAUAAUAAUAAUCGUCCGUUAACACCAACAAAUUCAGGUGAUAUAUUAAGUACAUCACAAUCUAAUCAACAAGCACAACAAUAUAUGAAUAUGCAACGUACAACACAAACACCAGUCAAUUUUCCAUUUUUUGCUGCUGCUUCACCAACAUUUCUUGAUCCAAGUAUUAUGAUGCCAAGUACACGACAACCAACAGGAUCACCAGGACUUCGUAUGUAUCCACAACAAGUACCAAUGCCAGUUAAUACAAAUAAUCAAGGUGGUUUAUAUGGUAGUCCAGUAGCAAGUUCACUUUCAAGUUCAUUCAAUGAUGUUUAUACUGUUCCAACUCAACGGCGUGAUGCACAAUUACCUGAUUUUUCUCGUCUUGUUACGGAUCCUCGUUUAACAAAACCAAUUCAACAACAACAGCAACAACAAACACCGUUAUAUCAUGGUCAAUUACCCGGUGGUUUACCUCCAUCACCUGCAUACAAUAAUUUAAUGCCUUCAAUGACACCACCACCAUCAUCUAAUACAAAUACAUUUGAUGGAAUGUUUAAUGCAAGAUUUUUUCCACCACAAAAUCAACCAGGACAAACAACCGUACCACCACAGCAAGCAAUGCUUAAUGGUAAUGAUGUAUAUACUGGACGUCGUAGUGUUGGUGGUCUUAGUGGACCAAUGCCUAAUUAUUAUGCACCAAAUGUUUUUGGUGGAUCAGGAAAUAAUAAUAAUAAUAUACGUGGUAAUAAUACAAUAUCAAAUUCAGGACGUGAUUCUGUUAUAACACGAAGUAAAUUAUUAGAUGAUUUUCGUAAUAGUCGUAUGCCAAAUUUACAAUUACGUGAUGUAAUUGGACAUUUUGCUGAAUUUUCAAUGGAUCAACAUGGUUCAAGAUUUAUUCAACAAAAACUUGAACGUGCAACAAAUGCUGAAAAAGAUAUGGUUUUUAAAGAAAUUAUAACAAAUGCGCCACAAUUAAUGACAGAUGUUUUUGGGAAUUAUGUUAUUCAAAAAUUUUUUGAAUUUGGUUCACCGGAACAUAAAGCAUAUUUAGCUCAUAGUAUACGCGGUAAUGUUUUAUCACUCGCUUUACAAAUGUAUGGUUGUCGUGUUAUACAAAAAGCUGUUGAAACUUUACAACCUGAAUAUCAAAUACAAAUCGCAAGAGAAUUGGAAGGAAAUAUUGUUAAAUGUAUUGAAGAUCAAAAUGGAAAUCAUGUUAUACAAAAAUGUAUUGAAUGUUGUUUAGGAGAUGAUAUUGAUUUUAUAAUACGUGAUGUAACAAAACAAGUUUUUCAAUUAUCAGCACAUCCAUAUGGUUGUCGUGUUAUACAACGUAUACUUGAAAAUUGUAAAGAAUCACAAACAAGACCUAUACUUGAUAUAUUACAUAGUGAAUUAGAAAAUCUUGUUCAAGAUCAAUAUGGAAAUUAUGUUAUUCAACAUGUAUUAGAACAUGGUAAAAUUGAAGAUCGAAGUCGUAUUGUAAAUGCUAUUAUGGGACGGGUACUUCAUUUAUCACAACAUAAAUUUGCAAGUAAUGUAGUUGAAAAAUGUGUCACUUAUGCAACACGAGAUGAAAAACGACAACUUAUUGAUGAAGUUGUUUCAUUUGGAGAUGGACCUAAUUGUGCAUUGUUAACCAUGAUGAAAGAUCAAUUUGCUAAUUAUGUUGUACAAAAAAUGAUUGAUGUUGCUGAACCAGCUCAACGAAAAAUUCUCUUACAAAAAGUUCGUCCACAUAUUCAAUCACUUCGAAAAUUUACUUAUGGUAAACAUAUAAUAACAAAAUUAGAAAAACAUUUAAGUAAAAGUUCCGACUUGGGUCCAUUAUUAACAUCAUCAACAUCAAAUUCAAAUGGUUUGUCACAUUAUGACAACUAA